This is a messenger RNA of Varanus komodoensis (Komodo dragon), 2184 nucleotides long. RefSeq names its product C-type lectin domain family 2 member F-like. The record is from RefSeq and is a predicted model, not a curated record. Bases 132 to 836 code for a protein of 234 amino acids. The transcript is spliced from 7 exons. Lineage: Eukaryota; Metazoa; Chordata; Lepidosauria; Squamata; Varanidae.
GCGUGCCUCGGCGGGGAGGCCGGCGCAGCAGCAGGGAGCGCCUGCCAAGGCGGCGAGGGCGCCGGCCCCUUCCCGCGCGCCUCGGGGCUCUCCCACCUCGGUCAGCUACAAAUACCACCUUGUCGCUCGAAAUGGUCAACACAGCUCAAAUGUCGCUCGAAAUGGUCCACAUAGCCAGAGAAGACGCUGCUUUGUCCGGAAGUCUCGAUGAAGAAGCACCUCAGCAGUCUGCAGCAAACGGGCGAGAAAGGGCAGCUAAUGGAGCUCUCCAGAGUCCCCCUGGCCGUCGCAGGAGGCCCGGACGCUGCUGUGGUCUCUCCUCGUUAGGUCGUGGUAAAAAGAUAAUGGUCAUUAUAGUACUACUCUCGGUGCCGUUAGUAGCUUCAGGGAUCGUCAAUGUUUGGCAGGCUGUACGAAAGUCACCACAGACUCUGGUUGCCCCAAGCAGCCUUUGCCCCCAAGGCUGGCACCGCAACGGAAGUUGGGACUACCUUUUCUCUGAUCGUGAAUCAAACUGGCCCGACAGCCAAAAUAACUGCUCUUCCCUCGGUGGCUCCCUGGUGAAGCUGGAGACAGAAAUGGAAAAGGUUGAGAGCCUUGCGGCCUUUCCAGAUCAGGAUUUUAUUAUGAACAAUAUGAAGAAAGAUCUGUACUGGCUUGGCAUUCGGCGAAAAGAUGAAGAACCCUGGCAUUUUCCCAAUGCCUCUAUCUUCCACAACCUGUCUCUCAAUGAAAAGGAGGGCAACUGUGCCUUUCUCAACGAGGACCGGGUUGACGCCUCGGUGUGUUCGUUCAGCCGAUUGUGGAUUUGCCGCAAACCUGUCAACGCCCAUUGAGAAACCCUCUGACCUGUCUUGUGGAAGUGGAAUCUGUCAAACUUGGGCAGAAGACUUUCCUCUUUCCCGCCUCUAUUACUCCAGCUUUUGCAAUAUUUUGCACUCUUGCAGAAUUAGGGGUGACCUGUCCUCUCUCAUGGGGUCACGAAGGGCCGGACACAACUUUGCAACUAGCAGCAGACUUAUCUUAUAAAUGUGUGCAGAGAGGUGAGCUGGCCAGUGGCCGUGAAGGAUGGUGAAAAGAAAGCUAAUGCCUCAUUUUAAAAAUUGGCAAGAAAAUCGGAGAUGGCAGAUGGUUGUGGAUGCAAUUUGAAGGAGAAGGAGAAAGCUGCCAGGGAAGAAUUUGAUAAGGAGGUAUUUAUUUAUUAAUUAAAGGAUUUUGUAUGCUGUCCUAUUAUAUAAGAUCUCAGGACGGCUUACGAUUUUUAAAAGGACAAUUCAAACAAUUUCUAUAAUAAAACAGAACAAAACCAUAAACCAAACAGAGCAACUAGACUAAAAAACUAUUAGAGUUUAAAAUACUGUUUAAAUAAAAAGGUUUUGGUUUGGCGCCAAAACCAGUAUAAACUUGUCUUGUUUUAUGGAUUGUAAAAAACCUGAAUUUUUCAACUCUCCUUGGAUUGCUGUCCUUUGGCAAACAAUUAGCUGCAGCAAGUCCGGACCCAUGUUAAGGCCGGGGUCUCUGGCUUCUAAAGCGUGCCUCCGUUAUCUCCUGUCCCACCGAAGCGCUUUCACAGUGGGGGACGCCCUCUUGGCCCCGUAAGAUGAGCCAAAGGAUGACGCCCGCCCUGUGCUCACUCCCCUGGACCAAGCCUGCCAGUGCCCCCACGCUGGGUGCAGGGUGCCGCUGCUGAGCUGCCACUGCUGGGGGGGGGGGGGGCCUCCCCGGGCGGGGGCCCCCACAAAAGCGGGGCCCCCCCCCCCCCAGGGAACUUGACCUGCCGGGGAGGGAGGCUUCUCAUUGUUCCCUGGCCCCCGUGCAAACCAUCCACUACCUCAUGCCUCCCUGCACACAAAACUCUCCAGUACAUUUUGCUGUAUAUAGUGCUGCUGUAAAUAUGCCUUCCAGUUAAGUUGACCCCUUUUCCUUGUGCUCUUGUUUGGAUGGUUUGAAGAGGCGCCACUGACACUGUCCGUUCCGUCUGAUGGGAGCCUUCCUUGCAGGGCAUGUGAAUGACUUUCUGCUCAAUGCUUUCGGGAUGCUGGCUGGCCUGUAUUUUGUGGCAAUCAUAAAAUGUUUGCCUGGGUUGUUGUAAGUUAGAAUGGGUGCUAUCAGAGAACAUUUCUGUUUGUAUCAAUAAUGUAAAUAAAGACUAUAAUAAAUAAACGUAAAAAAGUCUAUAAUAAA